Molecule: messenger RNA, 900 nt
Organism: Hippocampus zosterae (dwarf seahorse)
Lineage: Eukaryota; Metazoa; Chordata; Actinopteri; Syngnathiformes; Syngnathidae
Product: cyclin-dependent kinase 9-like
Exons: 3
Coding region: 1-900 (299 amino acids)
Biological process (GO): protein phosphorylation
Cellular component (GO): nucleus
Molecular function (GO): ATP binding; cyclin-dependent protein serine/threonine kinase activity
Source: RefSeq, a predicted model, not a curated record
AUGCUUAGUUUCAUGAGCAGACCCAAGAAAGACAAGAAGAUAGAGUGGGCCGAGAGUGAGAGGCUGUCCGUCUGUGCAGGGGAAAUGCAGGGCUGGCGAAUUGCCAUGGAGGAUACCAAGAUCCUUGAGUAUCAACUGACCGGCGAGGAGGACUUUUUGCUGAUGGGGUGCGAUGGGAUCUGGGAGCUUUGCGAGGAUGACUGUCAGGCGAUGGUGGACUUUGUGGGCAGCCUGAGAGAGGGCAGAGGCAUAAAGGAGAGAUACGAACUGCUGUCCUGGAUCGGCAGGGGCACCUACGGGACCGUGUUCAAGGCCCGCUGCAAGCAGACCGGACAGCUGUUUGCCCUCAAGAAGUACGACCAGAAGAACCGCAAAAUCAUCGAAGACGGGUUCUCGAUCACCUCCCUGCGGGAGAUCCGAAUCCUUAUGUCCCUGCAGCACCCCAACAUCAUCGAGCUCAAAGAACUCUACCUGACCAAGCCCGGCCGCAGGAACAACAUGCGAGGUUCGACUAUCCUGGUCUUUGAGUACAUGGAGUACGACCUGGCCGGCAUCAUGAAGAGCCUGGCCGGGUUUGAACUCGCCCACCUUAAGUGUGUCAUGAGGCAGAUCCUGGUGGCGCUUGAGCAUCUGCACAGUAAGGGCUUUGCUCACCGCGACCUGAAAAGCGCCAAUAUCCUUAUGAACCUUUCAGGGGAGGUCAAACUUGGUGAUUUCGGGCUGGCCAAGCAGAUCAAGGAGCGAGGCCCGCAUACGCCUAAGGUGGUAACGCUUUGGUACCGGGCGCCUGAAUUGCUGUUUCAAACUGACAGGUACACGGAGAAAGUGGAUGUAUGGUCAGCGGGCUGUAUCUUCGUGGAGCUCUACAACCAAAAACCCUACUUUAAUGGCGAGAAUUAG